AUGCUCUACGAUCUCAACAUCCACUGGACACCGCAGACGUCGGCCUCAGAGCUCGAGCGCACCCUCAGAUUCAGCGCGUCGCUGGGAUACAAUGUCGUCGCGAUAAACCACACGUUUUCGGCGCCCAUACCCUCACAGAUCAACAACCCGGUCCCACAGCUCGGCCCAGUCCACUCGUCCUUCCCCUCCCAGAAUCACCGCCACGGCCAGUCGUCUUCGGCCCCAACCCCCACAGGCGAAGAUGCACCCACGAACAAGCCCAAGCUCCCCACGACCCUGCGCCGCGCCACCGUGGUGGUCACGGACCCGGCGACCAACUACCGCCUCCCCUCCAUAGCCGCCGCCUACGACAUUGUCGCGUGCCGGCCCACGACGGACAAGGCCUUCGCGGCGGCCUGCACGAGCAUGUCCGAGAUCUCGCUGAUCAGCCUGGACCUGACGCAGUUCUUCCCCUUCCACUUCAAGCCCAAGCCCUGCAUGGCCGCGGUGAACAGGGGCGUCUACUUCGAGGUGUGCUACGGCCAGCUCGUCGCCGCUGCCGACCAGAGGGCCCGCGGCGUGUGGAUCGCCAAUGCCAUCGAGCUGCUGAGGGCCACGAGGGGCCGCGGCAUCGUGCUCAGCUCCGAGGGCAAGGGCGUGGGGAACCUGAGGGCGCCAGCCGACGUGGUCAACCUGCUCGCCGUGUGGGGCCUCGGGCCGGAGAAGGGGCUUGAGAGCCUCGGGGUGAGGCCUAGGGCCGUGGUCGUCAAUGAGGGGCUCAAGAGACGUGCGUUCAAGGGCGUCGUGGAUAUUGUGGAUGUUGAGGGCAGGAUCCCGGGCCGUGAGAACGAGGGGAAAGAUGCUGACGGCAACCAGAAGAAGGAUAAGGGUGGGAAGAAGCAGCAGGGCCAGAACCAGCAACAGCCCAAAGGGAAGAACGAGAAUGGCAAGCGGAAACAUGAGGGUGGGGCUGGGGAUGGAGGCGGUGGUGACCAGACAUCGCUGCCGGUCAUGAGCAAGAGGCAGGCCAAGAAGAUGAAGAUGGCCGAUAAGAAAGGAGCUCCAGAGCCGAACUAG
Diaporthe batatas is the source of this 1056-nucleotide messenger RNA. RefSeq lists its product as uncharacterized. Bases 1 to 1056 code for a protein of 351 amino acids. The transcript has a single exon. The record is from RefSeq and is a predicted model, not a curated record. NCBI's taxonomy places the organism in Eukaryota, Fungi, Ascomycota, Sordariomycetes, Diaporthales, Diaporthaceae. Gene Ontology annotation, biological process: tRNA processing. Gene Ontology annotation, molecular function: RNA binding. Gene Ontology annotation, cellular component: nucleolar ribonuclease P complex.